UUACAGUUUCUCAUCAAUAAUGGCAAUGCCGAUAACGCGCGAGCUCUCGACGUUAGCCUUUUCUCCGCCGCCGCCGCCAAAAGAUAACACAGAGGACACGACGCCGACGUCAUAAGUCCUAAUCGCUGCCGAGACGUUAUUUAUCAAUAUACAUCUCGCUGACCAGCGGAUGCGAAGGAAAGCUACGCAACAACACGACUUGACGUUAAAGUACUGUUUACACGCGACGUCGACGACAUUUUAACGUCGUAAACCACUGCAACCACCAUCGAGUCUCGUGACCGGCGGCGGCGACGACGACAACGGUUGAACUUGACCGGUGGCCGCCGACGGUAAAAGUGAACGUUUUUCGGCGAACGACUACGACUGUGGUGGUGACGACGACGACGAAGGUGGUGGUGGCGGUAAAAGUAGUCGCACGGUUUUACGUCUUCGCCGCAUUCGAUUGUUGUCGUGCCUGCCUGCCUGCCAAUAAUUGUCGUCGCGGUCGUUUCUCCGCAGACCGGCUCAGCUCAGACGCGCACACGCUCGCGGCAAGAACGGUCGCCGACAACCACCUGUUGUUGUACAGUACUCAGUCGUGCGCCGAGUCGCAUAUACGUCGCUCCUGCCACAGCGGUUUGACGUCGUUCCAGCGGUCUUCGGCCGAUGUUUUCUAAGAAAAGUGGACACUACGAUCUCGUCGAACAGUCCAAAAUGAGCAAUUUAGAAGAAGCUCUUCGUCUGAUAAGGACAUCCUUAAACUCUCCUCAAAUGGAUGUUGAAGGGGCCCAUUAUGAUCAGAACAUCACUCAUCUGAUUGUUGUGAUGGGUGCUUCGGGUGAUUUAGCAAAAAAGAAGAUUUACCCAACUCUUUGGAUGUUGUUCCGCGAUAAGUUGAUUCCAGAUGAGACAUUCAUCUAUGGAUACUCUAGAUCAAAAUUAACCAUGGAACAAUUGAUAAGCAACGUUUCACCAUAUUUAAAAUGUAACGAAAAUGAAAAAGAACGGCUCGCUGAGUUUUGGUCUUAUAAUUUCUACAUUGCUGGGUCGUAUGACAGUUCUGCAGACUACCGCUCUCUGAAUGUGAAACUUUCCAAACAUGAGAUUGCUGGAAUCUCUAAUAGAUUGUUUUAUUUGGCUAUACCUCCCUCAUUAUUUGAAGUGACUACCUCUCAUAUCCAUGAAACAUGCAUGGAUCACAAAGGAUGGACUCGUGUUAUCAUUGAAAAGCCUUUUGGUCGCGAUGCUGCUAGUUCAUUGAAACUUAGUGACCAUUUGGCCAAGUUGUUUAGUGAAGAUCAAGUGUACCGUAUUGAUCAUUAUUUGGGAAAAGAGAUGGUUCAAAAUCUCAUGACACUUAGGUUUGGAAAUAGAAUAUUAAACACUGGAUGGAACAGAGACAACAUUGCACAGGUACAAAUCACUUUCAAAGAACCAUUCGGUACUGAAGGUCGUGGUGGAUAUUUUGACAGUUUUGGUAUAAUCCGUGACGUUAUGCAAAAUCAUUUACUCCAAAUUCUCAGCUUGGUAGCUAUGGAGAAGCCAGCUACCAUACAUCCUGACGAUGUUCGAAAUGAAAAAGUCAAAGUUCUUAAAUGUAUUCCAAAAGUGCAAAUGUCUGAUGUGGUUUUGGGACAAUAUGUUGGUAAUUCGGAAGCUGAAGAAGAACAUAAGAAAUUUGGGUACUCUGAUGAUAAGACUGUACCAAGUGGAUCAAAAACAGCCACGUUUGCAUCAGCUGUGUUAAAAAUCAACAACGAACGUUGGGAUGGUGUACCUUUUAUACUGAAAUGUGGAAAAGCGUUGAACGAACGCAAGGCUGAAAUCCGAAUUCAAUAUCAUGAUGUGCCUGGUGACAUUUUUGGAGGAGUCCUGAAGAGAAACGAACUUGUCAUUCGCGUCCAACCAGAUGAAGCUGUGUACAUUAAGAUGAUGACCAAACGUCCCGGUAUCGGAUUUGAAAUGGAAGAAACUGAAUUGGACUUAACCUAUAAUAAUCGUUAUAAGAAUGUCAAGUUACCAGAUGCUUAUGAACGAUUAAUAUUAGAUGUGUUUUGUGGUUCUCAAAUGCACUUUGUGCGUGCUGAUGAGCUUUCUGAAGCUUGGCGAAUAUUUACUCCACUUCUCCAUGAAAUUGAAUCGACUCAACCUGAACCAACACCUUACGAGUAUGGUACUCGUGGACCUACUAAAGCUGAUGAUCUUUCUCUUGCAAACAACUUCAAGUAUUAUGGAUCUUACAAAUGGGUGAAACCUCAUUCUUAG
This is a messenger RNA of Melanaphis sacchari, 2247 nucleotides long. It is a transcript of the gene Zw, whose product is annotated as glucose-6-phosphate 1-dehydrogenase. Bases 649 to 2247 code for a protein of 532 amino acids. Gene Ontology annotation, biological process: glucose metabolic process; pentose-phosphate shunt, oxidative branch. Gene Ontology annotation, cellular component: cytosol. The record is from RefSeq and is a predicted model, not a curated record. The transcript has 11 exons. Lineage: Eukaryota; Metazoa; Arthropoda; Insecta; Hemiptera; Aphididae. Gene Ontology annotation, molecular function: NADP binding; glucose-6-phosphate dehydrogenase activity.